CACGUGUGAUCUGAUUUGCUCCGGCGCGCUCGUCGAGUGUGGAAUGUCGUCUCUGUAGUCGGCUGUCGUCUCGUCGAGGAGUGAUGCGGCCUGGCCGCUGAUCGUGCGGAUACGGUGUGUUUGUGUGUUUCGUGCCGUGGUUUUCCCGGCGUGGUGGAGUGUGUGGUACAAGAUGCCGCAUGGCGGCGGCGGUGACGAUCUCGCCUCAUCGGACGAGAUUAAAGUGUUCAAAGACGAAGGCGAAGAAGAGAAACGCUCGUCGGAAAACUUGACAGACCUCAAGUCGAGCCUGGUCACUGAAGGGGAGGAGGUAAGGCAACGCGGACCCGUCUGGUGUUGGAGGCGCCAUGGCACGCCGCUGCCUUUGCAGGAUAAAGUGGGCGGACUGCCAGGGCAAACUACUGGAGGCUACCCGUCGCCAAAGCCAAGGUCCGAGGCCCUCGGAUCAAUCUUCGGGAAGUCCUUCGAGCCUAUCCCUUCACCCUUUGGAUAUGCAUUUCCACAUUACCCCAACGGGGCUCUUGGUGCCGCCGUCUCAAUGGCGAGCAAAGCUGUUCCUCCUCACCCGGGAUCUCCCUUGGGUUUCAUGGUCUACAACGAACCCUUCUCUCAACCUCCGCCAGCACACAUGGGCAUUCCCCCUGUCCACAUCGACCCAAAGACCGGUGAGAACCCUCACUACUCCACUGCCACCCUGCUAGAACACGCAAGUGGAACAACCCUGCCAAUGUGGAUUCACCGGCCCUCGGUCUACCCUCUCCCACCACCGGCGCAAUACCCUCACCCUGUCUUCUCACACGACUUUGCGCAGCAACUACAGUGGCAUUCUGCGGCGGCAGCUGGGAUGUAUUCGAUGCCACCGAUGAGCUCUGCAGGUUUCCGAAGUGCUGGAGGCUAUCCGCCUCCACUGCAUAGGCUCACACCUCCUCUCCUAUCUGCGGGCAUGGUACCUCAUGGUCUGCAUCCCGCACUGGUGCCAUCCACCACAAAACAAGAUCUCUCAUCUCCCAUUCCAGACACAAGGCAUUGCCCUCCCAUGUACACCGGGGAGCAGAAACCGAUCCUGGGAAAAACGGGGCCACGUCUGGACAACCACAACGGUGGUCUCACCAAUGGGACAUCUCAAAACGGCUCGGUGGGUGGAGAGCCCCAGCAUGUACACAGCAAUGGGAACAUGCAGCACAAUGGGAGCAAGGAGCCCAAGAAGAACAGCAAGAGCUUGAACCAUGUCAAGAAGCCCCUCAAUGCCUUCAUGCUUUACAUGAAAGAAAUGAGGGCGAAAGUCGUGGCCGAGUGCACGCUAAAAGAGAGCGCAGCUAUCAACCAAAUUCUCGGAAGAAGGUGGCACAGUCUAUCUCGAGAAGAACAAUCGAAGUAUUACGAAAUGGCCCGUAAGGAACGGCAGCUGCACAUGCAGCUGCAUCCAGGGUGGACGGCCAGGGACAACUACGCCGUCAACAGCAAGCGGAAGAAACGCAAGAAGGAUAAGGCACAGGAUGGAGACAGCAACAACCCCAAGAAAUGCAGGGCAAGGUAUGGCUUGGAUCAGCAAAGUAGCUGGUGUAAGCCUUGCCGGCGGAAGAAGAAGUGCAUCCGCUAUCAGGAUGGCCUCGACAACACCGAGAGCGAAGACAACAUGGGUUCCGUGGAAGCGCCUACGCCCGAGUCGCAUUCAAGCCAUGGUGGAGGAGACGCGACGACCACAAGUAGCGGCAGCCCGUGCACAAGCUUGGGCACACCCGAAGACCCCCUUCAUGGAGCCCCCGAGCUGAGCCUAUCCAGUCCCCAGCCUCUGCGGGUGCCCUCCGUGAAGGCCGAGUGCUGCGCGGGGCUCAAACAACACCACCCGCUCAGCAUUCAGCACCUUACGGGUCAACCACUGUGCAAACGCGAGCCCGAUGACUGUGUCAUCCUCACCCCACCUUCCACGGACUCUUCGACAACAGCCAUUGUGCCGCCACUGCUCACAGUUACAUAGUUUUACGUCGCGUCUCCACCAGGGUUCAUGGGUUACUGUUUUCCCCCAUUUAGAGUGUCAUGCAGCUGUAUAUCAUGCUCCUUGGACCGCCCGACAAUUGAGUGUGCUGUUGAAGCGAGACUUCUCACCACAGUUUGUCGGUUUUCCACACGGUCAUCUCCAAGGCAGCUGUCACACGACCCUUGUUGCUGCAACAACACGUGCCAAUCGGUUGUCCGCUUGCCGCGGCGGCGCUGCUGCUGUGGCACCAUUUAUUUCCUGAAACGGCUUCCGCGAUUAUGGAAACACAAGCCAACAACAACCUCCCUAGUGGAACACUACUACGUUGCCGGAACGUUGCUGCAGUGUUUCCUUCAAACGUUAUCGGAACGUUGCUGAUGUCCUCCUCCUGUCAGAUACGUUCUGACAGUGUUACCAGAAAGCGUUGCUGCAAUACAGUGAUUUGUCCAAACCCCCUGUACGCCCCUUAACAUCUUCCCCCUCCCUCACCAUCUGCAGGGGUGCUCUUCUUAUUCUGGCACAGACACGUGUCUGCAAUGGUGAAUAAACCAGUUAUAACGUAACUGUGCUUAUACCCUAUGCAUGGCAGUCGAGUGACCAUCACAUUCAGCUGCAAAGUGGGACGUUCAGACAACGUUAGACAGGAACAUUCCUCGAACGUGGCUCGUUCACGUUGUGGUACAUUGCUGAAUGGGUAGGGCCCACUUUUGACAGCACUGCAGCAACAUUGUCAACUGUUUACAAAUUGCAUUGCACAUCAGACAACAUUGCCUCAACGUUGCGGCAACAACGUGUGCUACUAGGGGGUCAAUAGCAACGGCUGACUGCCGACACAUGGGCAAAGGCUUAUGUACCGCCCUCAGGAAGCGCGCGUGGAGCACUGUUCCCCUAUUGGAGCAGUGUUCCACUGGAACUUUUUGACUUCUGUACAUAUGAUGGUUGUACCAAGUUGACUGUGGUAUCCAGAGUGCGUAACAGUGUUUACCGACAAAGUUGUAUCCAUGUUGUACAUAGUUAUGGGAUGCGCAAAACCGAAAGCAGUUCUCAUUGUACAGCUACUGCCAAACCAUCACAUCUUUUCUGUUGUUACGUCUAAUUGUUACCCCACUGGUGGGUCUGGCUGUUCCCUUGUUCACUCAUGUGUGUGUCCUACUACUUCUGUAUGCAACACGAUAGGUACAAGAAUCAGGACCGCUCAUAAGAUUAGGGAGUUUACGACCGUAAUUCUCUUUGCGCAGAGGUCGCCAUGCUGCACCGUUUUUUUGGUGCAGCGGAAAAGGCGGUCAUUCAGCGGGGUGCUCAUAGCGUUUGUUUGACCAGUAGCAACUGCGCACCGUCUCCUUUCACGGUUAUCCCAUUGUUUAUCUCCCCCAGGAGAACUUGGCAGCAGCUGCAGCAAUUUUUUUAACCUGCUGCGAGGCUAGAGAUGACUUGACUCAAAAUGCUGAUAUUUAGUCGUUAGUCUUCCACAUGACAAACAGUAUUGCGGUAAACAUUUUUCAAUCUGCGUGCAGCUAGUUUUGAGAAGAACUCUGUUAGAAAGCUGGACGAUAAGGAUGUGGAUUGCUGCUGCUGCUGUUCACACAAAAACUGUGUGUCGCCUACCCUGUAUGCACUGCACCGUAUACCGCAGGGGAGCACCCGAUUGCUUUGCCAGAUCGCUGCGAGAAUAACCCAGCAGCGGGACUGUCUACUCAUAAGAUAGGGCCCUGUGUUUUAGGGUUUUAAAUCUUUUUUUUUUGUAAAUUGUAAAAUUUAAAAAAAAAAUUUAAAGUUUUUGUAAAUUUUAAAAAAAAAUUUGUAAUUUUUUAAAAAAAAAUUUGUAAUUUUUUAAAAAAAAUUUGCAAUUUUUUUUUAAAAAAUUUGUAAUUUAAAAAAAUGUAAUUUUUUAAAUUUUAUUUGUAAAUUUUUUGAAAUUUUUUUCUAAAAAAAUAAAAGAAAUUGUAAAAACCUCGUCUUACACCAGGAGCUGCGAAAUAAGGUGAUCUCGGUUGGGAGAGCAGAUUUUUUGAGAGGAACAUACAAAAAGGAGCACUUCUCGCAUUUGAGAUGAACACGAGCGGCCGUGCUAAAUGUGCAGCACCUGGGGGUUCAAAAUGCGUCUCGCUGGGUGCGGCUCUCAAACACAGGGUUCUAUGCAUUCAGUGUUGCAAACCGUGGGCGCAUUUGCUUCUCGGCUAGGAACCGUGGCCGCGUGAACGUCGGGGGGAAAAAUCAGCUCAGAUAUGGAAAUCGACUCAGUCACAAGCAUCUUUUUCACAGUCAUUGAUUGUUCUCCCUCUUGAUCUCAGUCAUAAAAUAGAGGGGCAGGAAUAGGGUCCCCAAAUAGUCCAAUGUCCACCGGGUCUUGACUGCGUUGAGCGUAGUGUAUCAUGUUUUGGUUAGCCAUCACUUUUACUGUGGGUGUCUGCAUUAUUUUCCUUUGUUUUAGAUGUGAUUUUAUAGAGCAGUUGCUUUUAAUAGACUGAACACUGACGAGGGUGUGUUUUUUUAUCAGACACAAACACUGUAUAGUUCCAAUAAAAAAAUAAAAGGUAAAAAGAAAAUGUAGGAAUGGACAGUAUGGACGGAGUCAAAGGAAAAAAAAAAGGCAAGAGGUACGUCUCAGUAGAGUCUUGCUGCAAUGACGUCAUUUCGUAACAAAUUUUCGGGAAAACAAAAACUCUCAGAUUUUCUAAGAGUAAGGUACUUCAGAAUCAUGGUGUUUGUAUGUAGGAUUUUAUACCUAUAACUAUAUUGUUGCAAUAAUUUGACCUCAUCUCAUUAUGCAAACGGAACAGUCGAAUCAUCAUUAUGACAUGAACGUAAUUUUUGUUGCACCAAAUCAAAAUGUUUUUCUUUUUUUCGUCCAAGAAAAAGUAUUGAGACUAUUUUCCAACGUAUUUUUCUGCUGUGGGAUAAGCUCUGAUUUUUGAGUACGUGCAAUUGAGAGUGCUGUAAUUAGUGUGCAAGAAAUAAUUCUGUUCUCGUCACUUCUGAAACCAAGAGACCAGCAAUUUGUGUUUUAUUUGAGCAUUUUUGUGCAAUGUUGCACUUGUUUUCAUACACACAUCUGUAGUAUUUUAUUUUGUGAUCAUCCAUUUCAUGUGUCGAAGAAGUCGGUGUCGUUUCAUUUGUGCCAGCAUUCUCAUGUCAAGACUCCUAUGUCAUAAAUCAUGUGUUCGGACUGGGCAGCGGGCAUGCACCAUCGAAGUAACCACCUGUCAACCAUUUACGAUACAUUACGAGUGUGAGCCGUUUUUUGACAACUCUGUAGAUGGAAAAAGCACCCAUGGCAAGCAGUGAAAUUGCACUCUUCUCGAAACAUCUGACACCCAUCACUUAGAUGGCGUUGCCAUAUUAAAAUUAUAGAACAUAAAAAAAUUGAAGUAAUACUAAUACUUUAGGAAUGAAUACUUUUAAUGACCUAAAAGGGCACCUGAAAUACGAUAAAAAAUAAACGAGACUUUUGUAAUUUCACCUUGCUUGCUCUCAUUGUCGCAAAUUAAUUUGCGGCGUGAUCAGUCAUGUUUCUUUUUUUUUAUUAUCUUUUUCUCAUUUUACACUCGGCAGCAGAAGAUUUAUAACACUUGCCUUCCACCACAUAAGCUCUCAAAUAUGGAAGCAUUAGCGUCGGCAUGCCAGGCCCCACUUGCCUGGUACACAAAACUGAUGGCAAACAUAGCCAGCUUCCCCACUCCCUCCCAUUGUGUAAGUGCACGUGUGUUUGCACAUUUUGGAGAACCUUGCAGCCACCAGUAGUGGUGGAAACCAAUCUGCAUCGUGUGUGAUGAACAACAACUUUAUUUAAUGAUGAUGAUGAUGACUGAGAAGUUUCACUGAAGUGUGCCAAGCACCCAAUCCGAACACAUUUUGCAACAGAACUCACGACGACAAUGCCGACCUUGAUGUUUUCUGGGUUAGUCUUGGCCAUAAGGAGGCACUGUUCUGUAUAAAAUAAAGAUGUACAGUUUUCCUGAAA
Ornithodoros turicata is the source of this 5939-nucleotide messenger RNA. RefSeq names its product protein pangolin, isoforms A/H/I/S-like. Gene Ontology annotation, molecular function: DNA-binding transcription factor activity, RNA polymerase II-specific; RNA polymerase II cis-regulatory region sequence-specific DNA binding. The transcript has 9 exons. Lineage: Eukaryota; Metazoa; Arthropoda; Arachnida; Ixodida; Argasidae. The record is from RefSeq and is a predicted model, not a curated record. Bases 173 to 1978 code for a protein of 601 amino acids. Gene Ontology annotation, biological process: canonical Wnt signaling pathway; regulation of transcription by RNA polymerase II. Gene Ontology annotation, cellular component: chromatin; beta-catenin-TCF complex.